UCCUGCGCAUCCCGGGCUGCGCUCCCAGGCCGGUGGCUGGGGAGGAGGUGGCAGGUGUGUCACUGUGUCGGGGGCGGGAGGGAGGAGGAAGAGGAGGAAGAGGAGGAGGAGGAGGAGGAGGAGGCGGCAAGGUCGCGGUCCGAGGCUCCGGUGCUCGCCGCCGCCCAGCCCCCAGCCGAGGCUUUCUCAGCCGCGCCAAUAAAAGGCCGGCCCGACCCGUCCCCGCGCCCCUCAGCUCUGCGGGACACCCCGGGCUGCAGCUGGGCGGGCGCAGACGGGCCGAGGCGGGCGCAGGGACCGAGGGACCGAGGGCUCCCCAUGAGGGCACGUGGGCCGGGCGGUCUGCAGGCCCGGCUGAGAGCGCGCCAUGGGGCAGGCGGGCUGCAAGGGGAUCUGCCUGUCGCUGUUCGACUACAAGACCGAGAAGUAUGUCAUCGCCAAGAACAAGAAGGUGGGCCUGCUGUACCGGUUGCUGCAGGCCUCCAUCCUGGCGUACCUGGUCGUAUGGGUGUUCCUGGUAAAGAAGGGUUACCAAGACAUCGACACCUCCCUGCAGAGUGCUGUCAUCACCAAAGUCAAGGGCGUGGCCUUCACCAACACCUCGGAUCUUGGGGAGCGGGUCUGGGAUGUCGCCGACUACGUCAUUCCGGCCCAGGGAGAGAACGUCUUUUUUGUGGUCACCAACCUGAUUGUGACCUCCAACCAGCAGCAGAACGUCUGUGCUGAGAAUGAAGGCAUCCCUGAUGGCGCGUGCUCCAAGGACAGUGACUGCCACCCUGGGGAGGCGGUUAUAGCUGGAAAUGGAGUGAAGACUGGCCGCUGCCUGCUGAAAGAGAACUCGGCCAGAGGCACCUGUGAGAUCUUUGCCUGGUGCCCGGUGGAGACAAGCUCCAGGCCGGUGGAGCCAGUCCUGAAGGAGGCCGAAGACUUCACCAUUUUCAUAAAGAACCACAUCCGUUUUCCCAAAUUCAACUUCUCCAAGAGCAAUGUGAUGGACGUCAAGGACAGAUCUUUCCUGAAAUCCUGCCACUUUGGCCCCAAGAACCACUACUGCCCCAUCUUCCGACUGGGCUCCGUGAUCCGCUGGGCUGGGAGCGACUUCCAGGAUAUAGCCCUGGAGGGUGGUGUGAUAGGAAUUAAUAUUGAAUGGAACUGUGAUCUCGACAAGGCUGCCUCUGAGUGCCACCCUCACUAUUCUUUUAGCCGUCUGGACAAUAAGCUUUCAAAGUCUGCCUCCUCCGGGUACAACUUCAGAUUUGCCAGAUAUUACCGAGAUGCGGCCGGGGUGGAGUUCCGCACCCUGAUGAAAGCCUACGGCAUCCGCUUCGACGUGAUGGUGAAUGGCAAGGCAGGGAAGUUCAGUAUCAUCCCCACCAUCAUCAACGUGGGCUCUGGGGUGGCACUCAUGGGUGCUGGGGCUUUCUUCUGCGACCUGGUACUCAUCUACCUCAUCAAAAAGAGAGAGUUUUACCGCGACAGGAAAUACGAGGAAGUAAGGUCUGGCCAUUUGCAGAAUGCACAGGCGAAUUUGGAGCAGCUACAGACAAUGGAGACAUAGCCAGGGCUGUUGGCUACCAGCAGUGUGGCUGAAGACAUUGGGGCCGGAACCACCCGCAGCUCUGAACUGGGAAGAGGAGUCUGUGCCUGCAUGAGACAGGGCUUCCAGGCGCAGCCAUCUCUCCUGCACUUUGGGAUCUUGCUGCAAGCUUUUCGUUGAGUGAGGAGGGGACCCGCCCGAUGGUCAGAGGGGUUCAGACCUAGAAGAGGAGUCCCUGGAGUCCAGGGAAAGGGGCAGGCCAGGGCCCUGAGUGGAAGUGGAAUGUUUGGAUUGUCCCUGAACCUGGCUGCACCUUCACUCAUUCAUACGUGCAGUAAACACGUCUUGACGCAUGCUGUGUGCUGGGCUCCGCCCAAGAGGUGCUUAAACGAGACACUGACCUGCCGUCAGGGAGAGGGGCACGCGUGUAAUUCCUCCAAAGCCAACAGAGACAUCACAGCCAGGCCCAGCCACUCCAGCUGGCCCUCCACUCGCCUAUAGCAGUUUCAGAAAUCCCUGCCGGGAACGGUGGUCGCUCGGAGAAAGCUCUUGGACAACACCCAAGGGGACAUUUGGGCUUGCCCCAAGGAUAAAAUUUAAAGGUGGCCAUGGAGGCAACCAGGAAAGGACUGGAGCAGUCAGGAGGCAGCUGGCUCUUAGGGGGAGAAGCCAGCGCCGGGGCAGUCUAGGUAAGAUGGGGAAGGGGAGGCAGGGAGGCCUCUGCUCCACCUGACUCCGCCAGCCUUGGGAAGCUCGGGGAAUAUGGACUUGCCCAGAUGGGAGAUGCAAGUGCCUUGGCCCUGACGAGCUCCUGCCCUCUCCCCAGCCCUCCCCAGAGGCUGGGCCUGAACUGCUAACGAGAUCAAGGAUGGCGCCACUCAGCAGGUGUAAACGGGCUGAGUUAGGGAGGCCCCUCAUUCCCCUCCCUCCAUCCCCACCUGUCCCGUGCCACACCCACCUGCUGCUCUCUCCCUCCAUCGCUGUAGAGCCUUGCUUUUUAUUUAUUUGAGAGACAGUCUCACUCUC
Rhinopithecus roxellana (golden snub-nosed monkey) is the source of this 2563-nucleotide messenger RNA. RefSeq names its product purinergic receptor P2X 5 (gene P2RX5). The record is from RefSeq and is a predicted model, not a curated record. Gene Ontology annotation, molecular function: extracellularly ATP-gated monoatomic cation channel activity; purinergic nucleotide receptor activity; ATP binding. NCBI's taxonomy places the organism in Eukaryota, Metazoa, Chordata, Mammalia, Primates, Cercopithecidae. Gene Ontology annotation, biological process: response to ATP; monoatomic cation transmembrane transport. Bases 368 to 1558 code for a protein of 396 amino acids. The transcript is spliced from 12 exons. Gene Ontology annotation, cellular component: plasma membrane; nuclear inner membrane.